CUUUUCUCCACUACAAAGCUAAACCCCCUCACUCUCUCUUACCCACACAAACCUCCAAAACCCAAAUGGCCGACGACGAAGCCGCAGGAGGAGAGGAGUACCUCUUCAAGGUGGUCCUCAUCGGCGACUCCGCCGUCGGCAAGUCCAACCUCCUCUCCCGCUUCGCCAGGAACGAGUUCGAUCAGAACUCCAAGGCUACAAUCGGGGUCGAGUUUCAGACCCAGGCUGUGGAAAUCGACGGCAAAGAGGUCAAGGCCCAGAUCUGGGACACGGCGGGCCAAGAGCGCUUCAGGGCUGUGACCUCUGCUUAUUACAGAGGCGCGGUUGGGGCGCUUGUGGUGUAUGAUAUCAGUAGGAAGACUACUUUUGAGAGUGUGGAGCGCUGGCUCAAUGAGCUUACUAUGCAUUGCGAUACUGCGGUGGCAAAGAUGUUGGUAGGCAAUAAGUGUGACUUGGAGGAUAUUAGAGCUGUGACUAUUGAAGACGGCAAAAGCCUUGCUGAAGAAAAGGGAUUAUUCUUCAUGGAGACGUCUGCACUUGAUGCUACUAAUGUUCAGGAGGCCUUUGAGGUGGUAAUCCGGGAGAUUUACAACAAUGUCAGCAGGAAAGUCCUGAAUUCUGAUUCUUACAAGGCUGAGCUGUCUGUUAAUCGAGUAAGCCUGGUGAACAAGGCAGAUUCAACGAAAAGUCGAUGUUGUGGCGGAUGAUCUCUAUUCCUUCAGUUGUACUUGUCUUUAGAAUGUUCUCUUUUCCCCCAUCCCCAAAGGAGAAAAGGAAAUGGUAUUACUUGAUUGUUUUACAGGUGAUUACUUGGGUUAUUGAUGACUGAUGGUCAUUAGUCUGUCAUCGGGGAUUAGCUAUUAAUAAGACUAUUUUCAUAUGUUCGUAG
Messenger RNA from Fragaria vesca subsp. vesca, 889 nucleotides. RefSeq names its product ras-related protein RABA5b-like. Gene Ontology annotation, molecular function: GTPase activity; GTP binding. The transcript is spliced from 2 exons. The record is from RefSeq and is a predicted model, not a curated record. Gene Ontology annotation, cellular component: endosome. NCBI's taxonomy places the organism in Eukaryota, Viridiplantae, Streptophyta, Magnoliopsida, Rosales, Rosaceae. Bases 66 to 707 code for a protein of 213 amino acids.